Paramecium sonneborni is the source of this 739-nucleotide messenger RNA. The record is from the annotation of a GenBank genome assembly. Lineage: Eukaryota; Ciliophora; Oligohymenophorea; Peniculida; Parameciidae.
AUGUAAAAGUUAUAUAUAGGUAAGGUUAAAGAGGUGAAUAAGUAAGAGAUAUAUAAAUUGUUAAUGCAGUAUGGAUUAAUAAAGAGUUUUGAGGAUAAGGAUAGCUUUUGUUUUGUAGAGUAUUAUUAUGAGAGUGAUGCUCGAAUGGCAUAGUAUGAAUUAGAUGGAAGAUCAGUUUGUAAUACUCGAAUAGUUGUUUAAUUUUCAAAGGCAUUAAUGAAAUAAGAAGACUUAUUGAAAGAGGCAUUACCGUCUUCAACGCGUAAGAUAUAUGUGGGGAAUUUAAAUCAUAAGUUCACAAGUUAGGAAUUAGUUGAGAUCUUUAAUAGAUUUGGAAAGAUAUUGGACAUAAUAUUUAAAGAAACCUAUGCAUUGAUUGAAUACCCAACAUAAUAAUGUGCAACUGAAGCAAUUUUAUAUAUGAAUGAGAAGAAUUGUAAAGGAGAAAUUUUGAAAGUGGAUCUCUAGAAAACAUAUGACGAAGUUUUGAGUUCUAGUAAUCGAAUAUAUAUUGGUAUAUACUUAUGAUUAAAAUUGAAUAGGAAAGAUUGGAAAUUUAAAGAAGAUGGAUUUGAUUNUAUUUAAAUCAGCAAAUAUUCUAAAAACAAAAAAAAUUAAUUAUAAAAUUUAACAAAAUCGUAUUAUCGUUCAUCAAAUCAAUUCCUUGGUAAUAAUCUUGCAAAUUCAUUCUAAGAGAUUUGAUAACCAAUAUUAAUAUAGAUAAUUGAAACUUUGUUGA